GCUGACAACAAGCGUCAUUUUAAAUACAUAUGUUACUGAAAUCAAUGCUCCGGCGCUAAACACUGACAUAAAGCUGACCAACCCAUUUCGUGAAGCUAAUGCUAAGAUGUCAACUUCAUCUGUGUCAAAGGGCUGUUUCGUUUUCAAGCCAAGUGCUAAGAAGAAAAAGACGCUCAGUUUGGAGGAAUGUUUCACUGACGGUUGUGAAGGUGCUGACAACAGUGAAGUACGAUUCAAACUCUGUCAGGAUCUGUGGGACAAAAUCAAAACAGACACAGAGGUUUUACAGGAUGAACUCAACAGGAAAAUCCUGGACAGCUUGCUGGACUUCACCAGAAAGUGCUCUUCCACUCGUCAACACAGCGACUGGGCAUCACAGAUGAGAGCUAGUGAGAUUCCCACGGCAGCUCUAGUCCUCGGUGUGAAUGUCCCGGAUCAUGACAUGACCUUCCAGAGUCUGUCUGAGUUGCUCCAGCAGUCAGUCACUCCUCAUGUUGCCUCUGUACAGGCUAAAGAGUGUGGAGCGUUGAAGCAUUUGAUGAAGAGGGUGCUGGAGAGGUUAAUGGGUACUGUUGUGGCUGUGGAUGAUGAGGAGGAGGCAGAGGAGGCAGCUGAGCAGACCAGUGCUCAGCUCCACAAGAGCGUACACUGCUCCCUCAGUACACUGUGUGACUGGUACAAUACAAAAACAAGGAAAUCCAGCACUGGCACUCCCGGGAAAAAGCGUAGUUCUCCAGCCAAAGAUGAACAGCAGCAGCCUCCUGUUGUAGUUAUUUUCAAAGACUUGGAGGCUUUCAAUCCAAGAGUUCUUCAAGACUUCAUACUCAUCUGCAGUCGAUACAUUGAACGUCUUCCGCUGAUGUUCAUCUUUGGUAUCGCCACGUCCCCCAGCACCAUCCAGCGCAUGCUGCCUCACUCCGUGUCCUCCUUGCUGUGUAUAGAGCUCUUCCAGUCACUGUCCUGCACCCAGCACCUGGCCACAGUCGUAGACAAGUUGAUCCUGACACCUCGGUUCCCUUUUAAGCUCAAUGGUAAAGUGAUGCAGGUGCUGAUCAGCAUCUUCCUCUACCACGAUUUCUCAGUGAGAAACUUCAUCAAGGGCGUUCAGCUGGCUCUGCUGGAGCACUUCCACUCCCAGCCUCUUAGUGUUUUGUGCUGUAACAAGAAGGAAGCUCUGCUUAACGUGAUGAAGCUCAAUCACCACGAUUUGGAGAGGAUCAGGCAGCUGAUGUCUUUCAAGAAGUAUGUAGAGAAGCAGGAACAGCAGGAACAGGUCAAUCUGUUGAAGGAUGACAGUCAUUUAAAGGAGGUGUGCCAGAGGCUGAUAAAGGACCUUCGCAAGUACCACAAGAACUAUUACCCCAUCCUGAGGUGUCUCCACACUCUGACCUCUUCAUUACCUCGGUACCCCCUCGGAAAACAGAUCAGGGAGCUUCAUCUAAUAUGCCUUGAGAAGAACGUGUGGGAAAAUGAGGAUUACCAGUCAGCCAUGAAGCUUCUGAAGAUGCUGGCGAAAGACGAGCUGAUCACUUUGCUCCAGAGGUGUGCAGAGAUUCUGCAGCCUGUCAAGACAAAGAAGAUGAAUAAGGCUCUUGUCCAGCUGGAGGAGCUGCUCGCCAAAUUUCAGCAGUUGGACACAGCACCUGUUGAAACUGCCCCCAUUGUGGAAGAGAGUUUCACUUCUCCAGUAAAAAAUCUUCAGAAGAAAACAGAUCUCUUCCAGCUACAGAAGACGCUGCUGGAGAUGAACGAGUCUCGGAGAUCCAAGAAGCUGAGUCCGUUUGAGGUUCUACGAAAUGAAGCCCUCGAGUUCAUCGACGACUUAGUGAAGAGUCACCUGUCUCCUCCAGAGUCUCAGACACUGAAUGAAGUCUGCUACUACAGCUCGUCUGCCACUGUGAGACGCCACCUCAACGCAACUCCCCGUACCUCCAUUCAAGCUGCUCUCAGCAGCCCCUACUAUUACAUUCAGAAUGACAACCUCAAGACUGAGGAUGGGUCGGUCUCUAAUACUGCUCCUGAUAUCUGCAUUGCUUACAAACUUCAUCUGGAGUGCGGCAGGUUGAUCAACCUCUAUGACUGGCUAGAGGCUUACGCCACCGUGGUUUCUGCAGCUGAGGGUAAGGAUCCAGAUUCUGACAAUUUCGGCAAAGUGGAUGAAGUCAAGCAUGCUCGUUUCAUCCAAGCUGUGUCCGAGCUCGAAUUUCUGGGCUUCAUCAAAUCCACCAAGCAGAAGACCGACCACGUGGCUCGACUCACCUGGGGAGGCUGCUGACCAACGCACUCGAAGGAAAAGACCUGCACGUCUGUGGAUAGUCUCAUUUCAUUGUAGCGCUUACCAGGUGUGACUUGAAUUUAUAUUUCUUACUGCAUUUCCCUCUAAUAAAAGAU
Molecule: messenger RNA, 2391 nt
Organism: Seriola dumerili (greater amberjack)
Lineage: Eukaryota; Metazoa; Chordata; Actinopteri; Carangiformes; Carangidae
Gene: orc3
Product: origin recognition complex subunit 3
Exons: 20
Coding region: 107-2275 (722 amino acids)
Biological process (GO): DNA replication initiation; DNA replication
Cellular component (GO): DNA replication preinitiation complex; nuclear origin of replication recognition complex; nuclear pre-replicative complex
Molecular function (GO): DNA replication origin binding
Source: RefSeq, a predicted model, not a curated record